GCCACAGUAGCGACAGUGCGCUGUAUUAGUACUGAAAGGUCCAGGUUGGACAGAGCAGACGUUCUGCAGCAGCAUCCUCAUCGUCACCGCUUCCCGCGUCACGUGACCCGCUGACGUCUGCGCCUGCGAAACCACGUACAUCAGCGAAAUGGAGGACUGUGAAUCUAAGGAGCCCGAGCAGCUCAGGAAACUCUUCAUCGGAGGGCUGAGCUUCGAAACCACGGAGGAGAGUUUACGGGCCCAUUUUGAGCAAUGGGGAAGCCUCACGGACUGUGUGGUGAUGAGGGACCCCAGCAGCAAGCGGUCGAGGGGGUUCGGCUUUGUAACGUAUGCCUCCACGGUGGAAGUCGACGAGGCCAUGAAAGCGAGGCCGCACAAAGUAGACGGCCGCGUCGUUGAGCCCAAGAGGGCUGUGUCCAGAGAGGACUCCAACAAACCCGGCGCCCACAUGACGGUGAAAAAGAUCUUUGUCGGUGGAAUCAAGGAGGACACCGAGGAGUACCACAUCCGGGAGCAUUUUGAGAAAUACGGGAAGAUCGAAUGCAUCGACAUCAUGGAGGAACGCUCCACCGGGAAGAAGAGGGGGUUCUGCUUCGUCUCCUUCGAUGACCACGACACUGUUGAUAAAAUAGUUGCUCAGAAGUUCCACUCAAUCAACUCCCACAAUUGUGAGGUCAGGAAAGCUCUGUCAAAACAGGAAAUGUGCGCCAUGUCAAACGACAGAGACAGGAGUGGAGGAUCCGGAAACUACAUGGGCAGAGGGAGUAAUUUUGGAGGUGGUGGCAACUUCAGUGGUGGCAGAGGUGGCUAUGGGGGAAGCAGAGGGGGUUACGGUGAUGAUUAUGACAAUGGUUCAGGAGGAAAUUAUGGAGGAGGUCAAGGUUAUGGAGGAGGCCGAGGGGGCUACGGAGGUGGUGGCCCAGGGUACGGCAACCACGGAGGAGGAUAUGGUGGCGAUGGAGGCUAUGGAGGCAAUGGUGGAGGUUAUGGAGGAGGUGGAAAUUACAACGAUUUUGGAAAUUAUGGUGGACAGCAGUCCAGCUAUGGGCCCAUGAAGGGAAACAACUUUGGUGGCAGAAACUCGGGUGCACCAUAUGGAGGUGGCUACAACUCUGGUGGCGGCGGCGGCGGUGGUGGCGGCGGCUACGGCUCGCGGCGGUAUUAAAUAUUUCAUGUUUCGAUUUGGAAAGAGUCUCUUCUUGCGGAAAAUCUGUAAAGACCUGAUAACAUGGAAGGUUCUGGAUGGGUAAGACCUUUUCAAAAUAUUAUCCCAAGGCUGCUCAUAUUGUUAUAUUAACAGUGCAUAUGUUACGAGGCCUUCUAAGGUAAACUGAGCAGGAUGACGCCCAGUAUACUUCCAUCAUAACCAGAAUCGGCCUGAGACCUUGACCAUACUGCUUGGUUUACCGGUAGUAGUGUUAUUAUCAUUUUAUUCUCAGCCAAUUCUGAUCAAGUUGAUAGUGAUGAAACACUCCAAUUAACAAUCCAAGAGCGAAAAGCUCUGAAUUUAUUAAAGAAAAGAUUAUAGAAAAGCAUCAGAUGUUAAUAUUAGACCAUGUGGAACUAAUAAAUGGCUUUUAUUCUUGGAAAAAAACGUGAAGGGUCAACAAAACAGUGGUUGUCAAAACAAUUUCUUUUAACUAGCAAACAUCUUAAUUUAUUCAUUUAGACUAAUAGCAAGUUAUCAGUUAAGUGAUAAAACUGUCUUUUAUAAAUCAAGUCAUAUAAGACACAAGGUCCUUGUUAUCGCCUCUGAUCACUGAGUUGCAAAAAGAAAAACAUAGUGCUAAAGAGCAGCUCGAUCAAUGAUAAGACCGCUCAUAGCAGUAUAAUGAACUAGUGUUUCAUACAUGUAAGAGUUGGAGCACUUAAAUGAGCUGGUUGUUAAGGCAACAGCCCAGUCAGAAAGAGAAGUCAGAUCAGCGAAAAGCUGAACCGAAAACAUGUCGUGUGUGAAGACGAACUAAGAGCAACUACAAUUACAAGUUCAAUCGCUAGUGAGAAACAGGAACAUGGCAGGGAAUAAUAACUGGUUAUAAAGUAAUCAGCAUUCUGUACAGGAAGUGUUAGCUAUAAACUUUACUAUGGCACAUUUGAUUGAAUUAAAAAUAAGUUCAAAUCUAAAGGGAAGUUUACUCUUAAACAUGCGACCUACUGAUCAGCUAAUUCUGAGGUAUUUAUGGAUAAAGCAAUAAUUUCUUAUGUCUAAGUUAUUUAGAUUUUGUAUAAUUUUUUCCUUUUAAAAAGAAUUAUAGGAAGAAUAAGCCUCAAAAAGCAUCUUCAACCUUCAAUAAACUGAGAAUGAGUGAGAUAUGUUUUGCGUCUGUUGUAGAAGUAGAAUCCACAAAUAUGCUGCUUUUAAAGUUUCUUUUUUUUUAGCAUUUUAUAUUUGAAAGGAUUCACACAGAGCCAGGUCACGUUAGUCUCACAGGGGAAAAGACAAAGACAUGUUUGGCAAACAGUUACAGGAUAAGGUUUCUACUGAGGAAUGUAGAAUGACGACUUAAUUACACAUAAAAGUGUAAUGAACGUGAGCUUGUCGAAAACUCACCAGUGUCAGUGACCAGCUGUUGGUUUAAAUGAUGUGAAUGGAAAUGUAUUGUGUGUUUUAUGUUCUUAAAUAAAAACUUCUUUCUUGA
Molecule: messenger RNA, 2639 nt
Organism: Platichthys flesus (European flounder)
Lineage: Eukaryota; Metazoa; Chordata; Actinopteri; Pleuronectiformes; Pleuronectidae
Gene: hnrnpa3
Product: heterogeneous nuclear ribonucleoprotein A3
Exons: 11
Coding region: 149-1165 (338 amino acids)
Molecular function (GO): RNA binding
Source: RefSeq, a predicted model, not a curated record